ACUCAAAAGAGUCAUUCUCUCUCUCUCUCUCUCUCUCUCUCUCUCUCUCUCUCUCUCUCUCUCUCUCUCUCACACACACACACACACACACACACUUUCACUGAGUGCUUAAGGAAACCAUGCCCAUGUGAGCAAGAGUAAAGGAACAACACUUUUUGUUCUGUGCUGGCACUACAAAGGAGGGGAAAACUAUUGUUUGUGUCAGUCCAAAAACAAUCUCCAGUGAGUGCUUUGGAGAAUUAAACAGAAGCAGCAUCCAGUGAUGGCAAACAGGAUCCAUCCCUCAGGCUCAUGAAAUGUGGCAGUGACAUGUGAAACAAAGCAAUAUGCAAAUUCUUGGCCAGAAGAUAGAAGACGUCUUCAUUGCAUCUCAGCUGAUUUGAUGGAGAAUUGGAUUAUUUUGUAGGGGAGAAGAUGUCUUCAUAUGAGCAUGAAGUUUCCAGAUGGAGUCUGAUACAUGGCCAAGGAAUAGAGGAGCUCUUGGAGCCUGUGGUCUCUCCACGUGAUGCCAGCAGGUUUAUAGCAGAGAAACCACUUGGUGGCAUAGACCAGUUUUUGCACAUUCCUGGAAAAGCAGACUCGGCAUACAGUUCUUUUUCAGGGGGCUCCAAUCUUCCAGAAUAUCCGGCCCCAUUAGGCUACACGGAAGAUGACCCUCUGCCUCCAGACCAGUCACCCUACAUGGACUCAGGAUAUGUCAGAGGUAUUUAUAACCCCAGUGCAAUGAAUGCUGAGCUAAGACAAAUGUAUGAAAACAAGACAACAGGAAAGAGCAGCCACUACAAGUUGGAGAGGACUGGUCACACCCAAAUAUAUGGAAGCACACCUGUCCAUGGGAUGCCAUACCAGACACAGUCACCACUGGCUAGGUUUGCAUCUCCUCUUCCUCCCCCACCAUCCCCACCAGUUCGAGUGGACAGCUAUAAAGGCAAUAGAAAUGUGGAUCAACCUUUUACAAUUUGUUUUGACCUGAGUGGACAAGCAGAAGGGUAUGUCCAGAAUCCCAGCAAAGGUUCCCCAUUUGAUACCCCAGCAGACUAUUACAAUGAUUAUUGGCUCUCUGGCCAUGAAACUGAAAGUGUAAUCACAGGAAAGGGCAAUAACUGGUAUCCUACUCACCCAUAUGUCACAAAGAAAAACAACACUCCCAUUUUCACCAAACCUGCUGCAAUGUUGGAAGAAAAAAUAAGACCUAAUUCUUCUGAGAAGAUUUUGUGGACUCAAAAUACAAUCCAUGCUUAUAAAAUUCCCGAGGUGAUGAACUCUGAGUCCUUUCCUUCGUUGCAAGCCAGCCACAAUGCUGUUAAUGAUACACAAGAGAACAAACAGUAUUUUUAUUCCUACAGUGUACACAAACCACCUUUCACAGAAGCAGAUUUGCCAGGCUCCCUGGCUGGAUCCAGAAAACCAGAGGGAGAGCUCGACGACUUUCUUCACCCUUCCGGAGUUGAGGAUCAUUCAGGUUUGGAACAGACAUAUAAAUGCAGUUCAAGCUUAAAUUACAUUGCCGAAUCUCUUCCUAAUGAGGCUGCUCUAAGGAUUAUUAAGAACUACGAUGAAAAGGAAUGUUCCUUCAGUUCUGAUGAAGAAAACAGCAGAAAUGUUUGGCAUCCACUUCUAAAACAACAAACGAGAAUGGAGAGAGUGCCUUCUCAUGGUCUGAAUUUCAUGGAAGCUUGUCGUAGUGAAACUUAUGAGACCACCAACACCGUAUCUUGUUACAAGCAGGAUGCAGAGGGCAGUGAAACCCAGCUAUUCAGUGGACUUAGAAAAGCAAAAGAAAAUGAUAAUAAUAGCAGCCCUGACCUCCUUAUGAACUCAAGACAAGGAGAAACAUUGGACCCUGUUCAUUUUCCAAACCAACAUUUGUUAGAGAAAUCUGAAAGUCAAUCCCAGCCCACCUCUGCCAGUAUAAAGAUAAACAGAAAGACAACUCCUCUGCUUUACUACCUCUCUGGUGGAAAAAAUUCUAACUUUAUGACUCACAAGCCUCAUAAAGCUCUGGAACAAGAAGACUUCUCUAAAAAAUCUCCAAGGAGCAAUUGCCCAGUGUCAGCAGCACCAGCAGAAAUACCAAAGGACAAUAACACCUGUAUGGAUGAUACUACCAGCGCGAAUGGAAGAUUAACUGUGGGGAGCCCUGCAUUGUCAGUGGAUGAUGCAUUCAAGAACGACUAUAGGGAAAAACUUAAAAUUGCUCAAAGCAAAGUCCUGAGAGAAACUUCUUUCAAGAGAAAAGAUUUGCAAAUGAGCUUGCCUAUCCGGUUGAAGCCAAGACCCACUUCAAGACCAUCCAUUCAUCACCUCAGGUCCUCAUCGUUAUCUACUACCAAUGAGGAUUCUAAACCAAUUCCUCCCCUUAAACCACUAGAAAACCUUAGAAGAGAGGAUGAAUCGAAAAGGCCACAAACCACUCGAAUUGGGGGAAGAAAAAGGGCCACUGUAGAACAAAAGAAGAUCUCCUAUUCUGAACCUGAGAAGCUAAACCAGUUGGAAGAUCAGAGAGAUCAAAGUGCAUCAUGGAAAAAGAAAAAUGCAAGGUCCCGGUCAGAUGAGAUAAGUGAACAGGACACCAGGUUCGUGAGAAGUAAAGCCCUGGAAAGUCAAGGAAGGGCUCUUUCUAAGGCAGAAUUGAAACAAAUACAACACAAUGCACUUCUUGAGUACAUGGAGCGGAAGACUGGGCAGCGUCCUACCACUACUCACCACAGCACACAACAGAAGCCGCUUUUGCGACAGAGGGCUUCAGAUUCAAAGAGUAAUUUGGAAGAUAGACCUUCCAAUUCUGGUACCAGCAGAAAGUUAUCAAAUACAGAUGGCUUCCAUCAACAUCCUACUCCAGAGCAAAUCCUGGAGCCACUCUGUUUUUCCUCUGCUAUUACACCUGCCAGUUCUCUAGGCCCUGAAAUGGCAAAUUUGAAAGCAUGGCACUCUGGAGUUGGAGGGAGCCAUGCCAGCGACUGUGCCUUGGAAAAAACGCUUCUUCACUCCAGUUCUUCUGUCUCCAGCAAAGGGACUUCAAAAUCCACUUCUCCAGUGCAGGAUUUGUAUACAGCGAUAGAUUCUACAACUAGCCCAUUAUUAUCAACUCAGGACCAUGGAUAUUAUCCAGCACACCCCAGUCCCCUGUUGAAGGAGACCUUGGAUGUUGACCAACAUGAUAUAUUGGAGACUGCAAAGCAAGGAAGUCAUGUUGCGGGAAGAAGAGGAAAGUCUAUGGAAGAAACUGAAAGUCCCGAAAGGGUCAGACUUCCUCCAUUGAGCCGAAGUACUGACCAACUUCAAUGCCUGAAGGGCUGGCAUGUUUCCUCUGGGAUGGAGGCUCACCAGAGUAACCAGGGAGCCAACCGUCAAAAUAUUCUGCAGAAUUGUGAGUCUGCACCAAGAUGUCUGCCCAGACAAUCGUCUACUGAAGAUACUACGUCUCGGAAAGAAAUAAAGGCAGAUUUUUGUGCACUUGAAGCACCUCACAGCACAAAUAAUAGAAUGUAUAUAAGUCUAGGGCAUCUACCCAUAGGCCACAAACCCCUGCUUUCUAUGGGCAGCAGGUUCCCAUUCUCAAGCAUACCUGUGGAGCAAGUCUGUCCUUCACCCGUCUCUUCUCCAGGUGACACGGACAAUGACGUUUUUAAGAAUCCUUUUGCCAGUGGCUCAGAAACAGCCUCAGACAUUCCCUCCUUCCAUGGACAAAGCCAGCAUUCCACAGGAAGUAGGAAGGAACCAGAACCCGUCUCUACAGAUUUAGCUCUGCAAAGCUCCUCAGAAGGAAAUCAAAGCAAGGAAGAACAAAAUGUCAGCUUCUCUCUCUCUGAAAAAGAAGAAUCUAAUUAUGGAGAAAGUGGAGAUGAUGAGAAUUCAGCAAGGAAUUCACAUUGUUCAGAAAUGGCUCCUGAAUCCUCGGCUUUCUUCCUUAAAGAAAAGAGCAACACAAAUUCUCAGUUGGAGAAAGACACCAGUGAAAAAUCCCAUGUGACUGAUGCACCUCAGUGGCAGAACUUAGAGGCCAAUGACACAACAGAUCCCUCAGAGAACAGGACAUACUAUUGUACAGCUCCGUUAGACAGCCAAGGACAUGAAAAUACUAGGAGUGCACUAACAAAUUCAAAAGCCCUGCAAAAUGUAUGUGAAAGCAGCAUUCCAGUACAAAAAACAGGUUCAUUUAUGGCCGAGACAAAAACUCCAGAGGACCAGAGGUGUGACGAUCUUGCUAUUGAGAUUAUUGCCAAAGACAAGACGCUGGUUGAUAUCCUCAUGCCCUACCCCAAUAGGAAAACUGUAUUAGAUCUCAUGGAAGGCCUUUUCCCAGUGAACAUUUCAGUGCCAGACAGAUCCUGCAGAUGGAAAGUGGGAAUUCAGAUUGUCCAAGAAAACAUCCAAAGAAAUUGUGAUUGUGCAACAGAUCCAUUUCAUGGAAGUGAAAACAGAAAGAGCCUUGAUGACCCAGAGGACAUCACACCCAAGAAAAGAGAACUUAUUUCUAAUAUCCAGCUGAAACUGCAGGCUCUGUGUGAUAAGAGAGAGCUCCUCCAAAAUCAAGUUAAAGAGCAUGCUGCAUGUGGCAAAGAGCUGGAGGCGGUGGUCCGAGGCCUCUGUAAGCCCAAUGAGUAUGAGCGCUAUCUGAUGUUCAUUGGUGACCUGGAGAAGGUGGUGAGCCUGCUGCUGUGUCUCUCCAGCCGCCUGGCUCGGGUCCAGAAUGCUAUGAGGAAAAUGGAUGAAAACACUGAUGCUGAGGAGAAGCAUUCCCUCAACGAGCGGCACAGACUCCUGUCGAGGCAGCGAGAGGAUGCUAAGGACCUGAAGGAGAACUUGGAUCGCCGAGAAAGGGUGGUGUCAGGUAUCCUUUCCAAGUACAUGCCAGAGGGCCAGAUUCAAGACUAUAGGCACUUUGUACAAGAAAAGACAUCUUUGUUAAUUGAACAAAAGGACCUUGAGGAGCAGAUUACGUUUCUAGAAGAGCAGCUGGAGAGACUGGAGAAGAGCAUCCUUCCGUAAACCUUCAUUUGUAGGUUGCUUGCUUUCCUACCUGAAGCAUCUCUGCUAGAAAUCUGCCUUCACAGACUCGGAAAUGAGCAAGGAAGCAUAUCAUGACUUCCCAGGGGCAACACUUUUUCCACGGCUGACAGGGGCUUACUUGGCCUAGGCACACCACCUUAGGAGAAGAAAAAUGACAAAACCUUCCCUGUAGGUAGCUAGUUUUAUCUUGAGAUGCCUGUGCAAUGAGUGAUGUCUUUUGAUAAUGAGUGGAUGUUUUGUUUCUCUUCCCUGCUGACUGCCAGUCUGUUCAGUUUUCAAUCCCAAUAAAAAUGACAGGAACAACAACAUAAAA
This is a messenger RNA of Anolis carolinensis (green anole), 5326 nucleotides long. It is a transcript of the gene shroom1, whose product is annotated as shroom family member 1. The coding region runs from base 415 to 4992 and encodes 1525 amino acids. NCBI's taxonomy places the organism in Eukaryota, Metazoa, Chordata, Lepidosauria, Squamata, Anolidae. Gene Ontology annotation, biological process: actin filament organization. Gene Ontology annotation, molecular function: actin filament binding. The record is from RefSeq and is a predicted model, not a curated record. The transcript is spliced from 8 exons. Gene Ontology annotation, cellular component: cortical actin cytoskeleton; apical plasma membrane; adherens junction.